Messenger RNA from Striga hermonthica, 267 nucleotides. The record is from the annotation of a GenBank genome assembly. NCBI's taxonomy places the organism in Eukaryota, Viridiplantae, Streptophyta, Magnoliopsida, Lamiales, Orobanchaceae.
AUGCAAGCCCUAGGUUAUAAUCCCCGGUUAAUCAGCGCCCUUCGCCGCCCUUCGCCGCGUCUCAAGUUGCGACAAUUCUCUUCGUCGUCGUCCUCGAAUUACUCCGACCAGUCACGCGGAGGGCGUCCUCGAUUCUUCUCGGAAACCCUACCCUCUUCGAAGGGAGGCAUUGUGCGUGUGAAAGGUGAUGAGUUCUGGCACAUGACCAGGGUUUUACGGCUUGGAGUUAACGACAGGUGCAGCAUUCGUUUCAUUCUGUAUCAGUGA